Branchiostoma belcheri (Belcher's lancelet) is the source of this 1143-nucleotide messenger RNA. Its product is annotated as ribonucleoside-diphosphate reductase subunit M2-like. The transcript has a single exon. Gene Ontology annotation, cellular component: cytosol. Lineage: Eukaryota; Metazoa; Chordata; Leptocardii; Amphioxiformes; Branchiostomatidae. The coding region runs from base 1 to 1143 and encodes 380 amino acids. Gene Ontology annotation, biological process: deoxyribonucleotide biosynthetic process. The record is from RefSeq and is a predicted model, not a curated record. Gene Ontology annotation, molecular function: ribonucleoside-diphosphate reductase activity, thioredoxin disulfide as acceptor.
AUGCUUCCAGUGCAACCACCGAAAUCUGCCAAGUCCACUCUGAACAUCUCUCUAGACCGUGAGAAACAGACUGCAAGAAACAUUAUCGGGGAGAAUCAGCGUCAAGAUAUGGCAAGAUCUCCAGAUGGCGAAGACGUCAGGACGCAAGCGACCCAAAUCCCAGAGAAGAGGGAAGAGGAUGAGCCCCUACUACAGGAGAACUCCAAUCGCUUCGUCAUCUUUCCUAUACAGAACCACGACAUCUGGUUCAUGUACAAGAAGGCCGUGGCGUCAUUCUGGACAACGGAGGAAGUAGACAUAGGUAAGGACUUGGACCAUUGGAGGAGUCUCACUGACAACGAAAAACACUUCAUCAAGUACAUUUUGGCAUUCUUUGCAGCUAGUGAUGGUAUCGUCAGUGAGAAUCUGGUAGAGAGAUUCUACAAAGAGGUGCAAUUGACCGAGGCCAGGUGCUUCUAUGGCUUCCAGAUUGCCAUUGAGAACAUCCAUUCUGAAAUGUACAGUCUCUUGAUCGACACCUACAUUGAGGAUCCGCAUGAGAAAAAGCAUCUGUUUAAUGCAAUCGAGACCACACCUUGUGUAAAGAAGAAGGCUGAGUGGGCCCUCAGGUGGAUUGGAGACCUGCGAGCCACUUUUGGGGAACGUGUGGUUGCUUUCGCAGCUGUGGAAGGGAUCUUUUUCUCUGGGUCCUUUGCAGCUAUAUUCUGGUUGAAGAAGAGAGGAUUGAUGCCAGGGCUGACUUUCUCCAACGAGCUGAUCAGCAGAGAUGAGGGGAUGCACACUGAGUUUGCCUGUCUGAUGUUUAGCCACCUGGUUAACAGGCCAAGCGAGGCAGAUAUUCACCAGAUUAUAGACAGUGCCGUCAAGAUUGAGCAAGAGUUUUUGACAGACGCCCUUCCCGUGAAGCUGAUUGGGAUGAAUCAAGACCUGAUGAAACAGUAUAUUGAGUUUGUAGCAGAUAGAUUGUUGGGAGACUUGAUGUGCAGCAAGAUUUACAACACUGAAAACCCCUUUGACUUCAUGGAGAACAUCUCCCUGGAGGGCAAGAGCAACUUCUUUGAGAAGAAGGUGGGAGAGUACCAGAAGAUGGGGGUGAUGUCCUCCUCUGAUCAGCAGAAUUUCACGUUGCAUGCUGACUUUUAA